This is a messenger RNA of Tinamus guttatus (white-throated tinamou), 6695 nucleotides long. The record is from RefSeq and is a predicted model, not a curated record. Lineage: Eukaryota; Metazoa; Chordata; Aves; Tinamiformes; Tinamidae.
AUGGCGGACGAGGGAGCUGUAACGGUCUGCGUGCGUGUGCGGCCGCUCAUCGCCAGGGAAAAUGCCCUGGAAGAUAAACCGUCACUCUACUGGAAAAGUGAAAACAAUACUAUUACAGAAGUGAAUGGUACAAAGGUCUUCAACUAUGAUCGUGUCUUUCACUCAAGUGAUAACACUCAACAACUGUAUCAAGGUGUAGCUGUUCCAAUUGUGCAAUCAGCAGUACAGGGCUACAAUGGCACAAUUUUUGCCUAUGGGCAGACUGCUUCAGGGAAGACAUAUACAAUGAUGGGAAAUGAUGAUUCUGUGGGCAUUAUUCCUAAGGCAAUUCAGCAUGUUUUCAAAAUUAUUUGUGAGAUUCCAGAUAGGGAAUUUUUGCUGAGAGUUUCUUAUAUGGAAAUCUACAAUGAAACUAUUACAGAUCUGCUUUGUGAUAUCAGGAAGAAAAAACCUCUAGGAAUUCGUGAGGAUGUUAAUAGGAAUACGUAUGUAGAAGAUCUCAUUGAAGAGGUGGUAGUUUCCCCAGAGCAAGUUAUGGAAUGGAUCAGAAAAGGAGAAAAGAACCGACACUAUGGAGAAACAAAAAUGAAUGAGCACAGCAGCCGUUCUCACACUAUCUUCAGAAUGAUCAUAGAGAGCAGAGAAAGAAGUGACCCUGCAAAUGCAAACUGUGACGGAGCAGUAAUGGUAUCUCAUUUGAAUUUGGUAGAUCUGGCAGGGAGUGAAAGAGCUAGUCAAACAGGAUCUGAAGGUCUCCGAUUGAAAGAAGGCUGCAAUAUAAACCGAAGCUUGUUCAUUCUGGGUCAAGUAAUCAAGAAACUUUGUGAUGACCCUUCUGGUUUCAUAAAUUACAGAGACAGCAAGCUAACUCGAAUUCUGCAGAACUCCCUGGGAGGAAAUGCUAAGACAGUUAUUAUUUGUACAAUUACUCCUGUUUCUUUUGAUGAAACACUCAGCACUCUCCAGUUUGCCAAUACAGCCAAGAGAAUGAAAAACACUCCAAAAGUCAAUGAAGUACUCGAUGAUGAUGCUCUUUUGAAGAGAUAUCGCAAAGAAAUUCUGGAUUUGAAAAAGCAGCUAGAGGAAGUUUCCUCAAAGACUCAAAUCCAUGCAAUGGAAAAAGAUCAAUUAGCACAACUGUUGGAAGAAAAAAAUUCUCUUCAAAAAGUACAAGAGGAUAGGAUACGAAACUUAACUGAAAUGCUAGUGACUUCUGCCUCAUUUUCUUCAAAUCAGAAUGCUAAAGCCAAAAGAAGAAGAAGAGUUACCUGGGCUCCUGGUAAAAUAAACCAGGAGAAUGUGAGCUAUUUUGAAGACUUUGAAAAGCUAAAACCAACUGAAAAAAAAAUGAAAUUGUCUCUAUCAGCAUUACCGGACAUGGAGGACUCUACAAUUUCAGAGAAUUUUGAAAAUGAUAACCAGUGGGUAACUGUUCCUGAUCAAACUUCUGAAGAAGAAUGGACUGCUGGACAAAAUAUGAACUGGACUCAUAGAGACUUUGAAGAAUCUGUACAACUCUGUGAAGCGUUGGCACUAGAAAAGGAUAUUGCUUUAAAUGAGAUGAAUGCCCUCCAGGCCAACUUUAAUAACCUAGUGUUGGAAAAUGAACAGCUAAAAUCAGAAGUAAAUGAAUUGAAGGAAAAACUGAAGGACAAAAUAGAAAUGGAUGAAUUUGAAGCACUGGAAAAACAAACACAAAAAGAUCAUGAGGGAGAAAUAACAUCUAAAUUAGAACAGCUGAAAGAGAAAGAGAAUAAAAUAAAGAUGUUACAGAAUCGUGUGGAAGAACUGCAGAAAGCAGAAGUGGAAAAAAAGGAUGCAUCUUUUUCAGUGAGAGAUUCUGAUAAACUAAUUGAGGAAAUUGAGCAACUGAAGAAAUCACUGCUUGAUAGUGAAAUGAUAACUUUGGAUGCAAAGAAAGAAUCUGCCUUCCUCAGAACUGAAAAUUCUGAACUGAAAGAGAAGAUGAAUGAACUCCAAGAUACAUAUCAGCAGAUGCAAAAGGAUGUUCAAGUCUAUCAAAGUCAAAUAGAAGCAGGAAAAGCCAGUUACAAAAAAAUGCAAGCUGACUUGCAGAAAGAGUUGCAGUCUGUCUUUCAAGAAAACACAAGGCUGACCUCGCUGAUGGAGGGUAAAAUUCCUAAAGAUUUGCGCUCUCUUGUGGAGCUGGAAAAAAAUGCAGGUGACUUAAGAACAGAGCUAGAAAAAGCACUAGAAGAGAAUGCGCGUCUACAAAAACAAGUAAAUGAGCUGUCAGAGUUGCAAUCUUUGCCAAAUACAGUUGAGUUGCAACAAAAGGAGUUACUUGAAAAAUCUGAGGAGCUAUGCUUAUUGAAACUGGAGAGAGAAAAGCUGCUUUUAGAAGUAGCUGAUAAGGAAGUUGAAUUCAAACAUAUGGCUGAAGAAAUUGAAAAAUCAAAAGAAGAUGUAACAGGUGCACAGCUCAAGUAUGUAAAAUCUGAUCAGGAGUAUGUAGCACUUAAACAACUCCAUGAAGAACUGGAGCAAAAAUAUGUGGCUACAUCAGAAGAUAAUGAACAAAUGAAGCUCCAAAUAGAAUUUCUAUCUAAGGAAGUACAAGAGUCUAAAACAACUUUGGAUGAUGUGAAAUUAGAGCUUUCCAGGAAAAUGAAAGAAUUAGAAGAAAAGAGAGCAGAGCUCAAGGAGCUUGACCAAGUAAAAGAAGAUCUUAUUCAGACUCAGCAGAGGUUAAAUGAAAUGGAGCAACUGAAAGAGCAAAGAAAGAUUACAGAGUCUAGAUUGGAAGCCAAGGAUUCAGAGAUUCAGGCAGUUCUUCAGCAGCUCAGUAAAUGUCAGGAAGAAGUAGAGAGUCUUGCCCAGGAGAGGGAUUCCCUAAAGCAAAAAGUAGAGAUCCUCCAAGCAGAGACAGAUCAACUCAAAGAAGAUAUAAAGGAGACUGUUUCAACGAAUAUUCUGGCACAUGAAGAACUGAGAAAUACACAGAAUUCUCUCAAGAAAUCCCAGGACAUGAUUAAGAAACUAGAGAAAAAUAUUUCUGAGAAAGAAUCUGAAAUUCUGAACAUUGAUGAGAUGCUAAGGAAAACUGUUAAUGAACUUGAAAUACAGUUAUCACAAAAGACUGAAGAAAUAAAAACCAUCACAUCAGAGCAAGACCAGUUUGUGGAAGGAAAAUUGGAAAGAGCUAAAAACAAAGCAAGUGAUCAACUUCAGGUGCUAAAGGAACAAAUCUCUUUGCUUAUGCAAGAAAACAAUUCCUUGCAGAAUGAACUGGACAGCCUACAUAUGAAACAGAAAGAGUAUGAGGAGGAUGCUUUGGUAAAUAUUAUUCGGGAAAAAACUAUUGAGCAAGAAUUAUCACGCUUGGGAGAAGAACUGAUCCAGGCACGCAGCAAGUUAUGUGAAAUGGAAGAAAUGAAAACCAGUGAAUGUCAAAGGGAAUCUGAGAAGAUGGGGAGGAUAGAUUUUAUUCCAAAACUACAUAACUGUCAGGAAGUGAGUACUCUGACAGAUGGAGAUGAUGAUCUCAAAGUUCAACUGGAUAAUCUCCAAAAGGAGAGAGACCAGCUCACGGAAACCAUACAGGAGAAAAUUAACUUGAAUUCAGAGAUGCAGGAAGAGUUGAGAUGUGCUCAUAACUCUCUCAAGGAAUAUCAGGAGACAAUUGCAGAGCUGAAAGGAAGCAUUUCAGAGAAAGAAAGUCAAUUCCUAGUAGUGCAAGAAGCAUCGAGGAAAGCAACUGAUGAACUGAAACAGCAGCUCACAGAAGUAACUGAAAACCUGUCUCGUGCCUCUUCUGAAUAUGGCAAGCUACUGUCAGAAAAAGAGCAAAGUGAACAAACAAUGAAGGAGUGUAUUUCUGAGCAACUCGACAAAAUUACUUCUCUCAAUCAAGAGAGAGAUCAACUACAGCAAAUUGUAGAAAACCUGAAAGUAGAAAGAGAUCAGUUGGAGGCCAAUUUUCACAAAAGCAAAGAGAAAUCCAUACAAACUCAGGCAGAAAUGGAGAAUCUACAGGAAGAACUAAGACACCAGAAAGAGCAAACUGAUCUCCAGAAGAUGAUGCUAACAGAAGGAGAAGAGAAACUGCAGAACACUGAGAAAAAGCUAACAGAAGAAAUAGAUGAGCUGAAAAAAAAGGUAGAUAAGUUGAAUCAAGAAUUAAACUUGGUAACUAAGGAAAAACACCAGCUCCUGGAUGAAGUGCAACAAAAGACUGAGAGUGACAGUAGUAAAUUUCAAGAGCUGGAGAAGCAGAGUUGCAUCUUAGCACAGGAGAGAGACAAGCUCCAGCAAAUGCUGGAAGGUAUUCGGACAGAAAAGGACAAACUGGAGGUCAACCUACAUGAGAGUAUUGAGAAGAUCCUUGAAACUGAAAAGGAAUUGAAACAACAACAAGAACUACUCAACAAUGAGAAAAGCAAAGCUGAAGAAAGAGAAGAACAACUGUUUAAGGUUCAGAGGCGCUCAGAAAUUCUAGAGGACAGCCUAACAAACAAGAUCCAGCAGUUAACUGAGACACUAAAUACUGUAUCAUGUGAAAAAGACAAGUUAUUGGCUGAAAGAACUCAUCAUGAUUUCCAGCUUCAAGAAGAGAUCUCAUUAAUCAAUAAAGAAAAAGAUGAGCUACAGAAACUUCUUCAGGAAGUCAAGUCUGAGCGGGACCAGCUCAAGAUAGAAUUGCAAAAAAAUUCCGAGAUGGUCAUAGAAACAAAUGCCAAACUAGACUGUGCUCUGAACCAAUUGAAACAAAAAAACCUGCAUGACCUAUCAGUUCAAGUGAACACCUUUGAUAAUGCAGAAGAGAUGUGUGAUGGCAGCCUGGAGGAAAAAAAAAUGAAAAUUAAGGAGCUUCUUGAGAAAUUUCCAGCCAUGGGGAAGAGAUAUGAAUGUCUCUCUACAUUGUCUUGUAAUCUAAAGAAUGAACUAAAUAGUCUGAAAGUACUGAUAGCUGGGAUACUGACUCAGCUUCCAUCGGAGCAGACUAAGCAAGUCAAGAGGCUUCAGACUGAAAAUGAGAAAAUAAAUGGUCAUCUGCAGAGUUUACUAAACAAAUUGAAGUUUCUUUUUGGUCGAGUUUGCUCGAAGAAGGGAGACUAUCAUACCAAUGUUAACAAGUAUGAAAUGGAAUUGCUUGAGGAAAAGAGAAAGCAAGAUGAGCUUCAAACUCAAAUUCAGUGUCUCAAGAAGUCUCGGUCGAACCAUCAAGAAAUAUCUUCUCAAGACUUAAACGUCCCUGAAUUGCCCCAGAAUUUGCGCUUGGAUGCAGAGGAUGUUCUUAAAGAUGUAUCAGAAAUGGAAAGUGAACUCCUCUGCAUAGAGGCAGAGUUACAGCAUGAAGAAAGUGCUAGAAAAGAAAUGAUGCAAUUUUGGGAAGCCUUUUCAGGAGCUCACCACGAUGCAGAGAAACUUAAAGAUGGGUUAAAGAAAGACAAUGAAAAGCUUUUACAAUUCAUUAAUUUCUGGACUCCUAAAGUAAAGGUACUCCUUCAGCUUUCUUCAGAACUGGAUGCUAGAUCUGCCGAUUAUUGUAAAAGAGCUGAUGCUGAAUGUAAACUAAGAAAAGAGAAAACAAAAAAAUUGCUUCAGGAACUGAACGAUACUAAAGAACAACUGGCACCUGGUGCCUCUGCCAGUCUGGUCUUAGAAGAGGAAAACUAUAGACUUCAUAACAAAUUGAAGGCUACAGAACAAGAUAUAAAGGCUAUGGAACUAAAAAUCCAAAAGCUGGAAAAUGUAAUAAAUGAAGCAGGAAAAAAUCUCCAAGAGAAGGAUGACAGGAUAAACAAGUUGCAAGAACAGAUAAGAAGGAAAACGGCUACAAGUGAGCUCACUCAACUUCAGACCAUACUAAAUGAGACUGAGAAGCGUCUCAGAAAUGCCUUAACAGAGAAUCAGAGUCUCCAGGUAAAGCUAGAUAAAGGUGCUGAGCUGUAUAAAGACGAAAUUGAUCAUCUCAAAAUGCAGUUGGUAAAAUAUGAUAUGGAAAGAAUGAAACAAUCCAACUCCUUUGAUAAGAAACUUGCUAACUAUAAAGUUAUUGUGGCAGACCAGGAAGAACAGCUGAGAAAACUAAAAGAAGAACUUCGAAGAGCACAGCAAGAGCAAGACGUUACAGUGGUGUCAGAAAAAGAAGCUCCUCAGCAACCGCAAAUGCCUCUUACUUGUGGUGGUGGCAGUGGCAUUGUGCAGAGCACACAAAUGCUUGUUUUAAAAUCUGAACAAGCUAAACUGCAGAAAGAAAACUUGCAGCUGAAAAAACAAAAUGAUCUCCUGAUAAGUAAUGAGCUUCAACUGAAAGAAGAACUUAGAAAAUGGAAAGAAAGAGCACUAAAACUAAAAGAACGAUUCUCAAGAGAAACUACUCAGGAGACAAUCCCAAGGUCUCCAAGGAAAGUGGUACAAAUUAGCUCUCUUAAAGAGCAAAUGCCUUCUCCCACCAAGGAACCUCGCUCUCAGGAAACUGUGACACGGGAUACACCAAAGUCUCUGCCACUGACUUACCCAACAGGUUUCUUUGAUAAUUCCAACUUAGUUGCACCAACAGGUACACCACCUGCAGGAAUUGAGCCUACAGAAGAACACCUUAGGCAGUGGUUUGGAACUUCAGGAGGAGAUAAAGCACCUGAUUGUACCACCCAAUAAAGGUGUUGUCUGUAAGCUGUCUACAGUGGAACAGCUGGAACCUGCAUACACAGAAAAUGACUGCUUCAGGU